AGGAAUGUGACAGUAGACCGUUCCAUGUGUCAGAAGAAAAGGCGAGCGGUCGCACAGAAACAGAUAUGGGCUCCAGUUGGACGAGUUGUUAGUGGUAAUGCGUAUAGAUUAAUAUUCUAUCUUGUAUUGUACGCCAGAACACAUUCUUCUAAGCCUCCGUGACACCUGUGAAAAUGGUUCAGAUCCUCAUUUCAAGUCCUGAGGGAGGUACACCCAGGGAGUGGAUGCUGCUGGAACUGCAGGGAGAGAUAGUAUCUCGUCAGAACACUGGGCUGACUGGGAACCUAAUGGGAGACCUGCAUUAUACUAAAGAGGGGGUUCCUGUGCUGAUAAUAGGACACCACAUAUUGUAUGGGAAAAUUGUGAAACUGGAGAAGCCCUUCGCUGUUCUUGUCAAACACUCCGGACUCCCAGAAGGCCCAGAAGAGGAUGCCAUGGAAACGAGCGAAGAGAGGCCUACAACGUACCAGGUUUCUGCGCUCAUCAAGAAGAAACUGAUCUUUAAAACCCGUCCCAAGCCAAUUAUCACCAACGUGCCAAAGAAAGUAUAGCUCCCAUAAACUGGCAUUCAUUUUCACAGA
This is a messenger RNA of Lepisosteus oculatus (spotted gar), 581 nucleotides long. It is a transcript of the gene chtf8, whose product is annotated as CTF8, chromosome transmission fidelity factor 8 homolog (S. cerevisiae). NCBI's taxonomy places the organism in Eukaryota, Metazoa, Chordata, Actinopteri, Semionotiformes, Lepisosteidae. The record is from RefSeq and is a predicted model, not a curated record. Gene Ontology annotation, biological process: mitotic sister chromatid cohesion. Gene Ontology annotation, cellular component: Ctf18 RFC-like complex.